Porites evermanni is the source of this 501-nucleotide messenger RNA. The record is from the annotation of a GenBank genome assembly. NCBI's taxonomy places the organism in Eukaryota, Metazoa, Cnidaria, Anthozoa, Scleractinia, Poritidae.
AUGGAAGUGGAGAUGAUUGGAGAAAUUCUAAAGAGUCAAACCUUAACAGGUGAAGAUGCAACCAAAGAAGCGGUACUUCAGAGAAUCGCGUCAGUUGCUUUGGUUCACAUCGCAGCCCACGGAAGGAAGGAAACUGGAGAAAUUGGUUUGGCUCCAGACCCCCGAUGGGGAUCCAAGACUCCUACGGAGGAGGACUAUAUUUUGAAAAUGUCUGAUAUACAAGCUGUGAAGCUGAGAGCAAGGCUAGUUGUGUUAAGUUGCUGCCAUAGCGGUCAAGGACCGGUCUCCUCUGAGGGUGUGGUCGGUAUGGCACGUGCUUUCUUGUUUGCUGGUGAUCGUUCCCUGCUGGCAUCACUCUGGGCAAUUGAUGACGAAGCCACAAUGAUAUUUAUGAAAUCUUUCUACCGACAACUUGGAAACGGAGAAAGUGCAAGUGUUACUCUUCAGAGGGCCAUGAAAUGUCUUCGAGACUCCCAGGAUUAUUCUGCUCCAAAGUACUGA